Dromiciops gliroides (monito del monte) is the source of this 4275-nucleotide messenger RNA. RefSeq names its product zinc finger and SCAN domain-containing protein 31-like. The record is from RefSeq and is a predicted model, not a curated record. Lineage: Eukaryota; Metazoa; Chordata; Mammalia; Microbiotheria; Microbiotheriidae.
GCCGGGAGCGCUAUCUCCCUGGAGACCAAGAAGAGAGCUGGUGUGUGGAGAGGGGGCGCUAUCUUGGCCCAGGGUCAGUUCUCCCUUCUCCCGAGGGGGACUUCGAGACUUUGCAGAGACUCCGGGGGUCUCUCGACCGUGUCCAAAAUCCUGGACCAGGCCCGCUUGUGCCCUUUUUUUUUUUUUUUGAGUCCCAUGAGCGUUGGGACGGAUGGAUUCUGAGCCCGUGUGACCUGGUUGGGUUUGUUUUCACCUGUCACCCUCGCGUGCGUCUAAUUUUGGAAAAUAAACAAAGGGUUGACCUGACACAUACGUGCACUGACAGAUCUUCUGUUCAGGAUUCUAAAACGAUCCAGAAAGGUGUUUUUCACAAACCUAAAAACUGGUGAGGUGAAAGAAUAGGGAGUGCCAAACUUUGCCCUUCUUUCUAGAGUGGAAAAAAUUUGGAAUUUGAAUUAGUUCUUCUUGUUCAGAGUUCUUGAUUCCUGUCACAGUUUUGCUUUGUUUUUAGCAAAAUGAUCUUUUCUCUAACCAUCUAAAUUAUCAUUAAGUAUUUAUUAAGGAUCUAUUAUGUGCUAGGGUUCCAAAUUCUGAGAAGCAUUGAUAAUUUGUCUGAAUUAAUAGUGAAUACUGUAGGACCGCCCCUGAAAGAAGCAGCACUCCUUAGCAUCUCCGGUAAAAUGAGUCUUCAAUGCUGUUGUCGAUUAGAACGGCUCAGCUGAGAGAGGCUGUAGCCUUCGCUUUCCCAACUUCUGAGGAGCAGGAAAAGCCUUUGACAGUAAACGUGGAGAAGGAAGAAGACCUUACCUUUAAGCAAGAAUCUCAGUUGCGAAACUUCGCUGACCAAGAAAUCUAUUGCCAACGUUUCAAGCAGUUCUGCUACUACCAGGAAACCCCUGGACCUCGGGAAGCUCUGAACUAGCUCAGGGAACUUUGCCAUCGGUGGUUGAGGCCAGAGAUGCACACAAAGGAGCAAAUCCUGGAGCUGCUGGUGCCGGAGCAGUUCCUAGCCAUCCUGCCUGAGGAGCUCCAGUCUUGGGUAAAAGAAUACCAUCCUUUGAGUGAAGAAGAGGUGGUGACCAUGUUGGAAGAUUUGGAGAGAGAACUUGAUGAACCAGGACAGAAGGUGAGAAUGGAAAAGUAUGAAAGUGAGAAGUUGAUUCUAAAGCAGGAAAUUUCUUUAGUAGAACCUCACUGGUUACUUUUAAGAAUAGUCAUAGUGGAUGCUCCCCAGAAGCCUGAAUCUGAACAAACUUGUGACACUGAGAACAAGAUAAAGGGGUAUCAAGAAAACCUCGCAAUGGAGAAAAGGGAGAAAUCCCCUUCCCAGGAGAGAGUUUCCAAGGAAAUCAGAGAGAUCAUUCAUAAAAAACUUCCCAUAGGAGGAGAGAAAGACCAUAAAUGUGAUGAAUGUGGAAAAUUCUUUUCUAAGAGCUCAAAUCUUAUUCGACAUCAAAGAAUCCACACUGGAGAAAAACCCUAUAAAUGUAAAGAAUGUGGGAAGGCUUUUAGUGGAAGUACCAGCCUUUGUCUACAUCAGAGAAUCCAUACUGGGGAGAAACCUUAUAAAUGUGAUGAAUGUGGGAAAGCCUUUAGUGUGAGUUCCAAUUUGAUUCUUCAUUACAGAAUCCACACAUUAGAUAGACCUUAUGAAUGUGAUGAGUGUGGUAAAGCUUUCAAUUGGAGUUCAGACCUUAUUAAACAUCAAAGAAUCCACACUGGGGUAAAACCCUAUGAAUGUAAUAAUUGUGGGAAAGCUUUCAAUCAGAGCUCUGACCUUAUUAAACAUCAAAGAAUCCACACUGGGGAGAAGCCCUACAACUGUAGUGAGUGUGGGAAAGCCUUCAAUCAAAGCUCACUCCUUAUUAAACAUCAGAGAAUUCACACUGGGGAGAAGCCAUAUCAAUGUAAUGAAUGUGGGAAAAGCUUUAGUCAAAAUGCAGGUCUUAUAUCACAUAUGAGACUGCAUACAGGAGAAAAACCUUAUGAAUGUAGUGAGUGUGGAAAAGCUUUCAGUGAGAGUUCACACCUCAUUAAACAUCAUAGAACUCACACAGGGGAGAAACUUUAUCAAUGUACCAAAUGUGGAAAAAGGUUUAGUCAAAAUGAAGGUCUUAUUUCACAUCAGAGAAUCCACACUGGGGAGAAACCAUACAAAUGUGAUGACUGUGAAAAAACCUUCCAUAAUAGUUCAAACCUUUCUAGACAUAAGAAAAUUCACAUUAGAGAGAGUGAAACCUUAUAAAACUAAUAAAUGUAGGAAAAACUUUUAGGGUAUACUCCUGUAUAGUCAUCAGAGAGUGGAUACUUGAGAAGAGGCCCCAUAAUUGCAAUACAAUACAUUUGAAGUGUUUCAGUUAUAACUCUUCCCUUAAAACAUUAGGGAAUUGGUUAAAACCCAAAGUGGGACAUCUAGGCCUUUUUUUUCCCUUGAAGCAAUUAAUACUCUAUCACUGAGGUCCUCAUAAAAAGUUCUUGACGGCCAAGGAACUGAUCACAUCUUCCAAGAACUGGCACUAAGUAGAGUUCAAAAGUUAAUCAGCACUCUGGAAAAAAUUUGGAACUAUGCCUCAAAAGUUACUAAAUUAUGCACUACAUCACAAAAAGAUCAAAGAAAGAAGAAAAGGACCCAGAUGUACAAAAACAUUUAUGCUAGCCGUUUUUGUAGUAGCAAAGAACUGGAAAUUAAGGGGGAUUACCCCCCUUCGCUUGGGAAAUGGCUGAACAAAUUAUGCUAUAUGAGCAAAAUGGAAUCACUGUGUAAAAGAAAUAAUGACAAUGACAAUUUCAGUGAAACUGGGGAAGCCUUGUAUAAACUUAUGCAGAAUGAUACAAGGAAACAAGUAAACAAGGAAAACAAUUUAUUAAAUAAUAGCAGCAUUAUAAAAACAACUUUGAAAGACUUCUGAUCAUCACAAUAACCAACCAUGAUUCCAAAAGACUGAUAACGAACUAUACUGCCCACCUCCCAACAGAGAGGUGAUAUAGGCUCAGGGUACAGAAUGAGACGUGUUUCAAACAUGGACAGUAGGGAAAAUUCUUUUGCUUGACUAUGCAUAUUUGUUUAAAAGCCUUUUGCUUUUCUGUUUCCCCCACCCCAAUUUUUGGGGAAGUAGGAAGGAGAGAAAAUAAUUUUUGUUCAUUGAAAAAUAUAAAAUUUAAUUUGAAAAAAGUUAGCUUGGGAUCUGGAAGAACUUGGGAAUUUUGUCAUUCAGCAGUAUCUAAGUAUUCAUUUCCUGUACGUCUGACCUUUGUAAACAAUACUCUGUUUUAUAUUUAUGUUCCCAAUUCUCUGGUUUUGUUCGGAACCUGGAAUCUAUGUCCAUUUCUGUUGCCAAAUCUUAAAAGAGAUACAGUGUAUUUGGAGAAGGGAUAAGCAAGAAAAAGAAAUGGGCAUUGGCUGCCUCAAAUGACUGGAAAGACUAGACCCAAAAGACUAGAACUCUUUAUUCUGGAAAACAAAGAAGUGGGUGUCUAUUAAAUCUAUUCUACAAAAUUAUUAACAGGAUAAAUGUGAAUCUGUUCACAAUCUAGAAUUCUGUACCUAAAACUAAAAGAUAUCCCUCCAACCUUUGAAAAACUAAGUGUAGAAUAAAUAAAGAGAAUUAUUAUGUCACAAUAAUGAGAAUAUAAAACUUUUUUCAAAGAAGUUUGUUACAGGCUGAAAAUAUAAACAACUUCAAAAAUAGUUUAGGUAAAUUUUAGGAUAUUGGAUCUAAAAUAUCAAAACUUGUGUUUGGGGGUAUAUAAACCCUUUUAAGUUGACAUUUGAGAGGAUAGCCAUGCCCUCCCACAACAUAUCCUUGCUUUCAUUGUCAGAGAUUAUACUAAACUAGAUGACUAUGUCAGAAGGACAGAUUAUGUUGGUAAAGACAAAUUGAACUAUAACAUAUAAUAACCGGAUUCACUGCAGAGUUUUUAAGUUAUUUGCAAAAUGACCCACUUUUUCCUAAUUCUGAUCCUUGGGUACUUCUGCUGCCCUAGGAUCUUCAUUAAUUGAUUCAACAAACACUUAUUAAACUAGUACUCUUUCUACUGGAGUAAGUACUUGGGGAAAUGCAAAAAUUCAGUUAUUCCUCAAUAUUCACAAGUUUCAUGUUCACAGUUUUAAUUAUUCAUGGGCUUCCCAUCAAUAAUUAAAUGUGAAUUUUUGGAGAUUUGUGGAAUGCUUGGAAAAACUGUAGGAGACACAUGAUAUGGGUAUGUAAAGAAAACUGAAAAAAUUAGUAAUUCAUAAAUGAAUAAAUGCUGUAUAUUAUUAGUCUAGUUUAUCAU